Lemur catta (Ring-tailed lemur) is the source of this 2383-nucleotide messenger RNA. It is a transcript of the gene XG, whose product is annotated as Xg glycoprotein (Xg blood group). Lineage: Eukaryota; Metazoa; Chordata; Mammalia; Primates; Lemuridae. Bases 211 to 810 code for a protein of 199 amino acids. Gene Ontology annotation, biological process: homotypic cell-cell adhesion; positive regulation of neutrophil extravasation; T cell extravasation. The record is from RefSeq and is a predicted model, not a curated record. The transcript is spliced from 11 exons.
UUCCUGGCGGUGGAGUUUGCAAUCUCAGCUUGGGGCCCAUUUGUUUUUGGCAGGGAGACGGCUGUGGGGCUCAUAGUUUCCACUGCGAGACAGCGCCUCUCUUCCUUCCAGGCUGGGAGAGCAGAAGUCAACAGCAGGAGGGCGGGGUGGUGGCCGGGUGUCCCCAACCCGCCGGGCUGGAGCUGCAAAGCUGUCGUCCGGGAGCAAAACAUGGAGAUCCGGUGGGGACUCCCCUGUCUGGCCUUCCUGUGUUUUCUGAUGCCCGCGCGAGGUCAAGGAGAUUUUGACCUGGCCGAUGCCCUCGAUGACCCUGAACCCACCAAGAAGCCAAACUCGGAUAUCUACCCAAAGCCAAGACCACCCCCGUACCACCCGCAGCCCGGGAAUCCAGACCACGGUGGAAAUAUCUACCCGAGGCCGAAGCCGCCUGCUUACCCGCAGCCUGGCAAUUCUGACCACGGUGGAGGUUACUUCAACGACGUGGACCGAGACGACGGACGCUACCCGCCCCGGCCGAAGCCCAGGCCGCCUGCAGGAGGUGGAGGCUACGGUGGUGGUGGCUACCCCAGUCAUGACAGCUCCGGCAGCUCAUACGGAAGAGGUGGCUAUAGACCCAAGUCUCCCUACAGCAAUACUUAUGGUGGGGACGAACAUUCCACUUACGGCAACCCCCAAGGCAACAUGGUAGCCAGAAUCGUGUCACCCAUUGUCUCUGUGGUGGUGGUGACCCUGCUGGGGGCAGCUGCCAGCUACUUCAAGUUAAACAGGAGGAGAAAUUGCCUCAGGACCAAUGAACCAGCAAACGUCUGAAGACAUCCACAUCCCUUGAUCCCUUUGAGAAAAACUCAACCAAGACAAGAACCCCAUUUAUUCUUGGCAUAAUCUGCCAUCCUGAUGCAUGUUCUCUUCUGUAUGAAGUAGGCGUGCUGCCUCCCAAAGAAUUCCCAAUCCCCUGGAUGCGGUGUGGUCAUAAACAUGUAUCAGACGGCCAGAUCUCGCGCUGUAAAAAGAUUGCUUGAUCUGUUCUGUUGGUUCAUUCAUGCCUGUGCACAGAGAAACUCCAGCCCUCUGUCCUGAGCUCUUCAACUACCUCGUGGGGCAAUGACACGCUCGUAUCUAACCCUGUUGAUGUCACAAGGCACGGUGGCAGCGGGAAGACACGGCAUCUCGGUGGGGGAGGGGAUGUUAUCAGAUUCUGGGAGAUGAAGAUAUUUGAGGUUGCGAAGAAGCCAUGGUCAGAAGAAUCUUGCCCUGCGCUAAAUUCUUCAGGGAUGUCAAGAAUGAGCAUUGAAGUCCAAAAUGAUCGAGCGUUCACCGUUGCGAAUGAAGUGGGAAUUAAUUGUUCCGACACCCACAGCACAGUUGGCUCAUCCGUUCAGCUUCCCUGUGUCUGCACACACAAUUAUUAUCGCCCACAGAAAAUAAAGCUGGCUUUUGAAAUUUUAAGUGCAAAAUUACCAAAGUUAAAACCGAUCUAGGGGAAAUCAGUCUUGGGAUACUUUUUCCUAGGAAAUCAUAUGUUUUUGGAGAAGAGGAGACAGAAAUAGUGGUUUUCAGAUGUUGAGCUUUGUCAUAGUAUUUUUAGUCUUUGAUGCUCUUUAGGUACCAGUUCCCAAGGCAACGGCACUGUUUUUCUUGGUUUAUACUUCUCCUGUUCACCAAAGUAGAAAACCUUAAAUCCUUAGAGAUCUGAAAAGUAUAUUAGCUUUUUGCCUCUUUUUUAGAAAUAAUUUUGGGGAGAGGGAAAAAGGAGGGUUUGGGCAUAUUGGUAUACUUUGGUUUAAGUAAAGGUUGAUGUUUAUAUAACUUUUAGACUUUGCCCUAAAUAUCUUAACCGAAGACUAAGACAUUUUAUUGCAAUCUGGAACUCCUACAGAGGGAGAUAAGAGGAAAUGCUAAAUAUGCAUGUUUUGAGCUCACCGUUAUGAAUUGGGGUCUCCAAGGAGAAAAACUGAAGGUAGAAAAUGCUUCAAAGAGCGGAAAAAAAAAUCCCUUAAAAUUAAUAAUCCAGAUUAGACAUCUCAGAAUUGCAUGUCUCAUAUCAUGGAUUGACCUAUCAUUUAAGCCAUUUGAAGACAGUUUUGUAUUUCCUAUUUCAAUACAUCUGUCCCAUGACACUUCUCAAUUCUUUUAAGAGGUUUCCUGGGAGUGGUGAUACCUAGUGUCGGAUUACCGUUUUCUAUAUAGCAGUUGCAGUCUGAGCUUAAGUAAGUUCUUGUUAAAGAGCAUGUGUGUUUUUGUAUGUACACACACACUCACACGUGUACCUAUACAGGCAUACCUAGAUGGAAUCUAAGCAUUUUUUAAUGUCUAAUCCAUCCCAUUUUCUGCAACUGCCAUAAUCCUAUUUUUAAUCAUUUAAAUAAAUGUAAAAAAAACUGGU